Molecule: messenger RNA, 759 nt
Organism: Striga hermonthica
Lineage: Eukaryota; Viridiplantae; Streptophyta; Magnoliopsida; Lamiales; Orobanchaceae
Source: the annotation of a GenBank genome assembly
AUGGGCUCUCUGAGUUCUGCUCUGAUAAUCCCCCCACCAUCAUCAAAGCUAAAAUCAGCUUUGUUUGCAGAUGAAAGACUCCAUUUUUAUCUGCCUAGAGCAAGGAGGAGAACCAGAAAGGCCAAUCGGCCGACAGCCCCUAUGGCUAGGUUGUUUGGGCCAGCUAUAUUUGAGGCAUCAAAGCUGAAAGUGUUGUUUUUAGGAGUUGAUGAGAAGAAGCACCCAGGAAAAUUGCCAAGAACUUACACACUCACACACAGUGAUAUCACCUCUAAACUCACUCUAGCCAUAUCACAGACCAUAAACAAUUCACAGUUGCAAGGAUGGUACAACAGAUUACAGAGAGAUGAAGUGGUGGCCCAAUGGAAAAAGAUCAAAGGAAAGAUGUCUCUUCAUGUUCAUUGUCACAUUAGUGGUGGCCACUUCCUAUUAGACCUCUGUGCAAGGCUUCGAUACUUCAUCUUCUGCAAAGAACUUCCCGUGGUGCUGAAAGCGUUUGCCUACGCGGACGAGGACCUGUUGAACAGUUACCCGGAACUUCUAGAUGCCUUGGUCUGGGUUUAUUUCCACUCAAACUUGCCGGAAUUCAACAAGGUCGAGUGCUGGGGCCCACUCAAGGAGGCUUCGGGCUCGUCCAUCUCUUGCUUUCCUCUGGAAAGCGAUCACAAUCGGCAUGAAGCAGCCGAGUUAGAGACUCCCAAACCAUGUCCCGAGGCCUGCUCUUGCUGUUUUCCGACCGAUCAGCUGAUCAAUACCUGA